Molecule: messenger RNA, 1259 nt
Organism: Opisthocomus hoazin
Lineage: Eukaryota; Metazoa; Chordata; Aves; Opisthocomiformes; Opisthocomidae
Source: RefSeq, a predicted model, not a curated record
AUGUUCUUAAAACUCACUCUGUGCCUGGCUGCCCGAUUCAGCGCUGCGUUCCCUGCAGCUGCAGUUCAGUGUGGGCGACGCACCCUCUGCCCGGCGGCAGCCAUGUUGGGAGCCUGGCUGUGGGGAGCCCAGCUGGCCGCCAUGCUCGUGCUGAGGGGCCAGCUUCGUAGUGUGGAGGUUAUAUUUGCCUCUGUUACGUUGUCUCAUAUCACACAGCUGGUUCUGAGUCACAACAAGCUUACAACUGUGCCAGCAAACAUCGCAGACCUGAGAAACAUAGAAGUGCUCAACUUUUUCAACAACCAGAUUGAGGAGCUGCCUACACAGAUUAGCAGCCUUCAGAAGCUCAAACACCUUAAUCUUGGCAUGAAUAGGUUAAACACCUUGCCAAGGGGAUUUGGUUCUUUGCCAGCUCUGGAGGUUCUUGACUUGACUUACAACAACUUAAGUGAAAAUUCUCUACCAGGAAACUUCUUCUAUCUGACCACCCUGCGUGCACUCUAUCUAAGUGACAACGAUUUUGAAAUCCUGCCGCCAGAUAUUGGGAAGCUCACAAAGUUGCAGAUACUGAGUCUUAGAGACAAUGACCUGAUAUCACUGCCUAAAGAAAUUGGUGAGCUCACUCAGCUUAAGGAACUUCAUAUCCAGGGAAAUCGUCUUACUGUGCUGCCCCCAGAACUAGGUAAUUUGGAUUUGACUGGUCAAAAGCAAGUCUUCAAAGCAGAGAACAAUCCUUGGGUUACCCCUAUUGCUGACCAGUUCCAGCUGGGAGUGUCUCAUGUUUUUGAAUACAUUCGUUCAGAAACGUAUAAAUAUCUUUAUGGCAGACACAUGCAGGCAAAUCCUGAACCUCCAAAGAAGAACAAUGACAAGUCAAAGAAGAUCAGCCGUAAGCCUCUGGCAGCCAAGAACAAAUAAGUCCCUGGCUUCUGCCUCUGUUUUGUAUCUUUUACAUUGCUUUUGCAUGUGCCUAUAAUAUUCCUACGCAUCUCCUGUUACUCAUAAGAAAGCAGACACUAGAGGUAAAAGCAAUUUACUAUCUGUACUGCUUUAGAAGAUACUGCUUAAGGAAAACAAAAUUAUGUAUUCUCCUAAUUAUGGUCACAUUUAUGUAGCCAUUUAAUAUAUCACUGUCAAACACAUUUUAGCUUUUCUAUUUAUAUGUAUAUUAAUGUCCUCUCUUCACAUGUGUCACGUCCUGUUAAUAUCAGGGGGUUUUCACCUAAUAUUAUACGAUAUUAAAUUUCAUAUAAUAUUCC